AUGUUCAAGCCUUCACAACCGAUGAUGGCGCGACUGCGCUUGACUACCAAGCAGGUCAAUGGUGGCUACUAUAAAGGAAACCGCACCGGCGCGAUGGGUUACUUCGCGAAGAACGGCUCGUAUGUGAUCGACUGGAAAAAAGUCCGAACCUUUGUUGUUCCUGAUAACUUGGAUGAAUUUAAGCUUACUCCAUUCGUUACGCAACGCAUGGCCCCAACAAAGUCCAAAUACACUAGGGACAUGGAGAAGGAUAGCAAAUUGAUUACAGUUGAACGAGCAUUUGGCGGGAAGGACUACCUUGACAUGUGGGCUUCGGACAAUGGCCAAGAGGUACUUGAGCAGGAGCGACUCGAACAACAGACACCCCAUCACUAG
Aspergillus bombycis is the source of this 375-nucleotide messenger RNA. RefSeq names its product mitochondrial 54S ribosomal protein mL41. Gene Ontology annotation, molecular function: structural constituent of ribosome. Bases 1 to 375 code for a protein of 124 amino acids. The transcript has 2 exons. Gene Ontology annotation, cellular component: mitochondrial large ribosomal subunit. The record is from RefSeq and is a predicted model, not a curated record. NCBI's taxonomy places the organism in Eukaryota, Fungi, Ascomycota, Eurotiomycetes, Eurotiales, Aspergillaceae. Gene Ontology annotation, biological process: translation.